AUGCUCGCCUCGCCCUUGUGUCCCACUCCGUUCUCCCAGCUCGCGUCAGACGACCACUCUCAGCUUCGUCCCGCCAAAGAUAUCGAAGCGUUCAAUAGCUUGCUACCACCUCCGAUAGAGUUUAUCGAGGGGUCGUCUACAGGCGCUCUCGCUUUGCACACUGGUACAAUAGACCUUUCGUGGCCUGCAGGUUGCACCUCGGGCAGUGGCCUCCACAACAUAGGCAACACGUGCUUCCUCAAUAGUGCUCUGCAAUGCCUAUUGCAUACCCCGCCUCUUCUGCGCGUUCUGCACGCGCAUUCUCAUUCUGAUCCUUGCCGAGUGAAGAACAAUGGAUUUUGUAUGAGCUGCAGUUUAAGGCAGGUGAUGAUGGAUUCGCACCAAAAGUCACGCCCGUUCACCCCCUUCCCCAUCACGUCUAAGCUGCAAUUGAUCGCGAAGCACAUGCGUAAAGGUAGACAGGAGGAUGCGCACGAAUUUCUUCGGUAUGCCAUAGACGCUCUGCAGAAGUCGUGUCUGGCUGGGUAUCCCCAGGACAUCAGGAAACUUGAUCCCAAACUAGCGGAGACGACGUGGGUGCACAAGAUUUUUGGCGGUCGCUUGCGUUCUCGAGUAACAUGUCGGGAGUGUAAUCACCACAGUGAUACUUUUGACAGCAUGUUGGACGUCAGCUUGGACAUCUACGGGUCAAGUACGCUGAAGGAGGCAUUCAAGAAGUUUGUUGCCGUGGACUGUUUGAGGGGUGCUGACAAGUAUAUGUGCGAGAAGUGGAAGCCAGUAGUUGCGGAGAAGCGGUUUACGAUCCAUGAAGCCCCUGCGGUGUUGACAGUGCACCUUAAGAGGUUUUCUCCGCUGGGUCGCAAGAUCGGCCACUUUGUGCACUACGACGAACGUCUAUCCCUUCAGCCCGCCAUGAGCGAGGGACAGUAUGGUCCGCGAUACUCGCUUUACGGCGGUGGGCCGAACUCGGGGCACUAUUUUGCCCACUGGUUCCAAAUGAACGACGACAUGGUCGCAUAUAUCCUGUUCUAUAUCAGGGACAAGGGUCAUACCAGGCCAACAGCGAGUGCAACGUCGACGAGCAUGAAGAAACGCAAAGUCACAGAAGCCGAAGAAGAUGUGGGUGUCAAGGUUGACCAGCCGUUCAUUGGGCCUCUUCUUCCCUCACCUACUCUGAACACACAUUCUCCGAUACCCUCACAAGCUGCGGCCCUAAGAAGAAAGAUCACAGCUGCUACCAAAACCAGCAAUGCGCUAUCGAGUCUCGUCAUCCCCCCAGACCCAAAACCAGCCGAUUCCGACAUGUCCACCGACAGUCCAACAGCGACGCAACCUCCUACGUCCGCAUUACCCUCCGAAGACCCGUCUGAAGCGUCCACCCCUUCAACUGCUGUCAAUCCUAGUAGUUUCUAUGCCACACCUUCCUCGUCCUCAAUUUCGGCAUCCCACACCUACACGUGGGUCACCUAA
Molecule: messenger RNA, 1470 nt
Organism: Pisolithus orientalis
Lineage: Eukaryota; Fungi; Basidiomycota; Agaricomycetes; Boletales; Pisolithaceae
Product: Usp36 protein
Exons: 14
Coding region: 1-1470 (489 amino acids)
Cellular component (GO): nucleus; cytosol
Molecular function (GO): cysteine-type deubiquitinase activity; cysteine-type endopeptidase activity
Source: RefSeq, a predicted model, not a curated record